Acanthaster planci (crown-of-thorns starfish) is the source of this 1353-nucleotide messenger RNA. RefSeq names its product monocarboxylate transporter 12-like. NCBI's taxonomy places the organism in Eukaryota, Metazoa, Echinodermata, Asteroidea, Valvatida, Acanthasteridae. Gene Ontology annotation, biological process: transmembrane transport. The record is from RefSeq and is a predicted model, not a curated record. Gene Ontology annotation, molecular function: monocarboxylic acid transmembrane transporter activity.
UUGGAACUGACCUAUAGGCUGCAACGUUAGGGUGGUUUGAUAUUUUUUUCUCGAGGCAUCAUGCUGAUGGGACCACUGAUGAACGCCCUGAGUGUGAUAUUAGGUUGGAGGAACUGCCUAAGAAUCAUCAGCGGUGCCAAUUUAGUCCUCGGAGUGGCGGCCUCGUUGCCCUUCAUAAAGUCUCCGAGGACAAGGCCGGAGAUGGCAGAGGAGGAAGCCAGAAAGGACGGCCCGUCCCCUGUCGUGGGAGAAAACAGAGAAGGGUCUGGAGAUGAAAACGAGGACCUUGAAACUGACAAAUUAAAGUGUCAUGGCCCGACGAAUGACGACAACGACGGCAGCCGCUGCCAAGCCGACACUGCCAUGCUACCUAAUCCUUUUCUGAAUGUAGAUAUCUGGUUAUUCGUAUCGUCUUUAACAUUCGCCCAGAUGGGAUGGUCCUUCGUCAUUGUCAAUUACUCUAGUUUUAUGGCUGGGCUAGGGUUGUCAGUCAGUCAGAUGUCCAUUGCUCUGUUGAUUUCGGCGCAGCGGAGGUCGCCUUCAAAAUCCUCUUCGUCAUUUUCGGUGACCGCCUUCCAGCCAGGAAGCUGUACUUAAUCGCUGCCACCUCAACGGGCGGCGCCAUCGUGUCGGGCUUCCUGCUGGUUUGUUCGACAUUCGGACACAUGAUUGCCCUGUCGACUGCUUGGGGCAUCUGCCGCAGCGGAAUCUACGGAACUAACCUCUCAGCCAGCGACGAACUGUUCUGCGGCUACGGCUCCCGAGUAGCCACUGCAGUAUCAACGGUGGGAUUCGGCUUGGGAGUUUUGAUCGGCUCACCAAUCACAGGUUUUCUCUUCGAGCUGAAGGGCGACUACACGUGGAGUCUCGUCGUCCUUGUGGCGUGUUUCGUGACCUCCGACCUCUUGAUGUUGCUGAUCCCGGGUAAGGAAAAGAUCCGGGCGUACAUCCGAGGGCGUAUGUGCCGGCCUGAAGGCCGACAGGUACCGCAGGGGGCCGAACCGCCGAAGAGUGGACCGAAUGCCAGAUGGACCAACGCAAGAUCCACGAGUUUGGUGGAACUCCGAGUGAUCCAGACUGGGUCCAAAGACACCGCUCAAAUUUGAAAGGAAGAUCGUACCCACUGGAACAAGGUUGACACUUCCUUGUUCAAAAUGGCGUCACACUUCGGUACUCGAUAACAUUAAUUAUGGUGAAAACAGAGGUCCACAUUUGUCUACUGCUAAGCACCGAGAAGCGGGUUUAUGUCUUGUGCCAUCUCAUUACGUGCGCACGUUACGUAUGCAAUGAGCCAGUUUGGUAUUCCUACAGCGCAUGCCCAAAAUGAAGCGCGUCCGAUGUCAGACCUAUCUA